AUGUUGGCAGAGCUCGAUGAGCAGAUACAAGGAAGCCACAUAACAGAAGAUGAAGAAGAACCUGAAGAAAGCCAGUUAGCAUUGCAGCAGUUACUUGAGCAGUUCCAUGUUGCUGCUAAACUAGCAGACUUUUUCAUGAAGAGGACCUUGACAAAUCUAGAAGCAUGCUCAUUUAUUUUUCAGAGGCAGAGCUCCAAGAGUUCUGGUGAGGUGAAGAGAAAGCACAGAUUCCGACCUGGAACAGUUGCCUUACAGGAAAUUCGUCGUUUCCAGAAAGGAGGAGAACUGUUAGUGCCCAGACUGCCAUUUUCACGUCUCAUCCGGGAGAUUCUCAGUAUGCACGGCAACCAGUUAAGAAUUCAAGGAUUAGCAUUAAUGGCCCUUCAAGAAGCAGCUGAAUGUUAUGUUACAACUGUUUUGGAACUGGCUAACUUGUGCUCCAUCCAUGCCAGAAGAGUGACAAUCUUUCCUCGUGAUAUAAAGUUGGUUCGACGUAUAAGAGGAGAUUUAGAGUAGAGGAGUUCUGCU
Messenger RNA from Cherax quadricarinatus, 528 nucleotides. NCBI's taxonomy places the organism in Eukaryota, Metazoa, Arthropoda, Malacostraca, Decapoda, Parastacidae. The record is from RefSeq and is a predicted model, not a curated record.